Molecule: messenger RNA, 500 nt
Organism: Atta colombica
Lineage: Eukaryota; Metazoa; Arthropoda; Insecta; Hymenoptera; Formicidae
Product: zinc finger and SCAN domain-containing protein 10-like
Exons: 1
Coding region: 121-498 (125 amino acids)
Source: RefSeq, a predicted model, not a curated record
GGAUAAUACGAUGUACCAGAUUGUUCCAUGGUCAUCCACUGGGCUCCAUAAGUCACAUAAAACAAGGAGAAGAUCAGUGUGUGCGAGUUUCGUUUUACGAUUCUAUAUACUAAUCAGCGUAUGAACGUUAUUUUUUCAGAUUUUUACGAGAGCUUCCGUCCCCCAGACAAUCCCGCGGUCUACGAGCGAAAAGCUCAUGUUACCCCGACGAAGAUUGCCAGAGUUAGAACGAAUGCGAGGAAUUCUAGCAACGAUGAAGAUCAGGCUCUCCAGUGUUCCGCCUGCGGAAAGAGGUACUCGCUAAAGCACAACUUGGCAAGACACGUACGUUUUGAAUGCGGCGGUCAACGAAGAUUCUCCUGUCACCUGUGUCCGAACAAAUACACGCAAAACGUCAGUCUGCGUAGGCAUCUGACGCAUCAUCACAACGUUGUGAUGCCAGUGAAGAAGAGAUACAAUAACCCGAGGAAGAUGUACGAUCAAAUCAUCUAUCAAUAAGA